Messenger RNA from Fraxinus pennsylvanica, 1074 nucleotides. The record is from the annotation of a GenBank genome assembly. Lineage: Eukaryota; Viridiplantae; Streptophyta; Magnoliopsida; Lamiales; Oleaceae.
AUGUCUUGCUACAAGGGAAAGUACACUGAUGAGCUCAUUGCCAAUGCUGCUUACAUUGGUACUCCUGGAAAGGGUAUCCUUGCUGCUGAUGAGUCGACUGGCACCAUUGGCAAGCGUCUAGCUAGCAUCAAUGUUGAGAAUGUUGAGACAAACAGGAGGGCUCUUCGUGAGCUUCUUUUCACCACUCCCGGUGCUCUUCAAUGCCUGAGUGGUGUUAUCCUCUUUGAGGAAACACUCUAUCAGAAGACUGCUGCAGGAAAGCCCUUUGUUGAUGUCAUGAAAGAAGGUGGAGUCCUCCCUGGAAUUAAGGUUGACAAGGGUACAGUGGAGCUAGCGGGUACCAAUGGUGAGACCACCACCCAAGGUCUUGAUGGCCUUGCUCAACGCUGCCAGCAGUACUAUGCAGCUGGUGCCAGGUUCGCUAAAUGGAGGGCUGUUCUCAAGAUUGGCCCCAAUGAACCAUCACAACUUGCAAUCAAUGAAAAUGCCAACGGCCUAGCCCGUUAUGCCAUCAUCUGCCAGGAGAACGGUCUUGUACCUAUUGUUGAGCCUGAGAUCCUUGUUGAUGGUCCCCAUGACAUCAACAAGUGUGCUGAGGUGACCGAGCGUGUUCUUGCUGCUUGCUACAAGGCACUCAAUGACCAUCACGUCCUCCUUGAGGGAACUUUGUUGAAGCCUAAUAUGGUUACCCCCGGGUCUGAUGCGGCCAAGGUUGCACCAGAAGUCAUUGCAGAGUACACAGUUCGUGCCCUGCAACGCACAAUGCCUGCUGCAGUUCCUGCUGUGGUGUUUUUGUCUGGUGGGCAGAGCGAAGAGGAGGCAACACGCAAUCUUAACGCGAUGAACAAACUUAAGACCAAGAAGCCAUGGUUCCUUUCUUUCUCAUUUGGGCGUGCCCUGCAGCAGAGCACCCUCAAGGCUUGGGCUGGAAAGGACGAAAACAUUGGGAAGGCUCAGGCUGCAUUCCUUGCAAGGUGCAAGGCCAAUUCCGAAGCAACCCUUGGAACUUACCAGGGUGGUGCAUUGAGUGAGGGUGCCUCUGAGAGCCUCCAUGUCAAGGACUACAAGUACUAG